AUGAGCUUACAAAAUGAAAGUUUGAAGAAAAUUCAAUCGAUACUUAUACCACAAUCUAUACAAUCCGUACAGUCGACAGAUCCUACCAUAUCGAAUGAAGCAUCAGCUGGAGCCGGUUCAAAUACGCAGGUCUUGUCCUCAUCUUCUUCAACGUCCUCUGAAUUUGUACCGCAUAUUUUCUAUUCAUUAUAUCAAAUUAAAAAGGAUCCAAGUAGCUCGACAAAUCAAUUAGAAACAGCCACGGGGUUCAUUAGACAUCGAUUAAAGAAUUGUAAAUCAUUAAUUGAAAAUAAUAAUGAUUGCAAGAAAUUGUUAUCUAAAUCCGCUGAAGAUUGGGAAUCCUAUUUACAAAAUGCUGAGUUGGAAAUUCAAGGUAAAAGGAAUGUUUUAGAUGAAUUGAAAGCCAAAAUUAAUUCGCUAUCAAAUGAUAAGUCCUCCCAGGAUGGGGCAGCUGCACAGUUAUGA
Molecule: messenger RNA, 465 nt
Organism: Naumovozyma dairenensis CBS 421
Lineage: Eukaryota; Fungi; Ascomycota; Saccharomycetes; Saccharomycetales; Saccharomycetaceae
Gene: CSE2
Product: Cse2p
Exons: 1
Coding region: 1-465 (154 amino acids)
Biological process (GO): regulation of transcription by RNA polymerase II
Cellular component (GO): mediator complex
Molecular function (GO): transcription coregulator activity
Source: RefSeq, a predicted model, not a curated record